UCCUUCCAACUCUGAAAGAUCUCCUUCUCCUAAUGAUUAUGAGUUAACAGAUGCAAUCUCACUUUCCAUUCCUUUCACUCCAAAACAACAUUUUCCAAACCCUCCUUUUAUAACCUGAAACACCCACUUUCCCUCACCAAAAAAAAAAAAAUCCAAGUUUGCAGACAACAAUGGAGGUCACAAAAUCCCUUCUCUUGGCUCUGGCAAUAGCAUUGUUCUUGGUGGCAAUGGUGAAUGCAGAUGACAAUACAGUGAAGCCAAUUGUGAAGAUAGUGAAGGGGAAGAAAGUUUGUGAUAAAGGGUGGGAGUGUAAAGGAUGGUCCGCAUAUUGUUGCAACCAGACUAUAUCCGACUAUUUCCAGUCUUACCAAUUUGAGAACCUGUUCUCAAAGAGAAACUCACCUGUGGCUCAUGCUGUUGGGUUCUGGGAUUACCAUUCUUUCAUCACUGCUGCAGCUGAGUAUCAGCCUCAUGGGUUUGGUACCACUGGAGGAAAGAAAACGGGGAUGAAAGAAGUUUCUGCUUUUCUUGGUCAUGUUGGCAGCAAAACCUCAUGUGGUUAUGGAGUGGCCACAGGAGGACCAUUGGCAUGGGGAUUGUGCUACAACAAGGAAAUGAGCCCUAGUAAGUUAUACUGUGACGAUUACUACAAGUUCACCUAUCCUUGCUCUCCCGGAGCUUCCUACCACGGCCGCGGCGCCUUGCCUCUCUACUGGAACUACAACUAUGGAGAAGCAGGGGAAGCCCUGAAGGUGGACCUAUUGAACCAUCCAGAAUACAUAGAACAGAAUGCAACACUUGCUUUCCAGGCUGCCAUAUGGAGGUGGAUGACUCCGGCGAAGAAGCACCAGCCCUCGGCUCACGAGGCCUUUGUCGGGACCUGGAAGCCGACCAAGAAUGACACAUUGGCCAAAAGGGUACCUGGCUUUGGCACCACAAUGAAUGUUCUCUAUGGAGACCAAGUGUGUGGGAAAGGAGAUGAUGAGUCCAUGAACAACAUGGUCUCUCAUUACUUGUAUUACUUGGAUCUUGUGGGUGUUGGAAGAGAAGAGGCAGGGCCACAUGAGGUUCUAUCAUGUGCUGAACAGGAAGCUUUCAAUCCAUCCUCAUCUUCAUCAUCUUGAUUAAACCUUGAGAAUUGUGGAAGAGAUGAUGAGUUUCCUGAUCAUUCAAGCAAGAACUUCAAUAAGGAAUAUUGGGUUGGUAUUGGUAUUGGUAUUGGAAGAAUGUACAAGUUUGCCCUUUUUCUUUGUAUUUACUUAUAUCCCCUACAAUUAUUGAGUGUAUAGAAGGAUAUUAAGUGUCAAUUGCUCAAUAAAUUUUGAGAAUCAUGAGUGGUUUUAUA
Molecule: messenger RNA, 1345 nt
Organism: Tripterygium wilfordii
Lineage: Eukaryota; Viridiplantae; Streptophyta; Magnoliopsida; Celastrales; Celastraceae
Product: chitinase-like protein 2
Exons: 3
Coding region: 171-1124 (317 amino acids)
Biological process (GO): chitin catabolic process; cell wall macromolecule catabolic process; carbohydrate metabolic process
Molecular function (GO): chitinase activity
Source: RefSeq, a predicted model, not a curated record